UAUAGUUUGUGAAAUCUGUGGUAAAAGUUACAGCCGGCAGAGUAAGUUUGUGGUCCACGUGAAAACUCACACAGGUGAGAAGCCUUUUUUUUGUGAAACAUGCGGGAAAAUUUUCCUUAGCCACAGUCAAUUGUCGAUCCACAUGAGAACUCACACAGGUGAGAAGCCGUUUUCUUGUGAAACGUGUAGAAAAUGUUUCUCUCUAUAUGGCAAUUUGUUGCGCCACAUGAGCACUCACACAGGUGAGAAGCCAUAUUGUUGUGAAACCUGUGGGAAAGACUUCAGUCGAAGAAAUCAUUUGUUGGAACACAUGAGAACUCACACAGGUGAGAAGCCGUAUUCUUGUGAAACAUGCGGGAAAAGUUUUGGUUAUCGAACGCAUUUAUUACACCAUAUGAGAGUUCACACUGGAGAGAAGCCGUACUCUUGUCAAACAUGUGGGAGAAGUUUCAGCCUGAAAAAUAAUUUACUGAGCCACAUGAGAACUCACACCGGGGAGAAGCCGUUUUCUUGUGAAACAUGUGCAAAAAGUUUCAGUUAUAAAAGGAAUUUGUUGCUCCAUAUGAGAACUCACACAGGUGAGAAGCCAUAUUCUUGUCAAACAUGUGGGAAAAGUUUCAGACGAAACGCUCAUUUGUCGAUCCACAUGAGAACUCACAUAGCUGUGAAGCCAUAUUCUUGUGAAAUGUGUGAUAAAAGUUUCAAGCAACAGUCUAGUCUGACCUCUCACAUGAGAAGUCACACAGGUGAGAAGCCAUAUUCUUGGGAAUGUGGGAAAAGUUUUGAUCAAUAG
Molecule: messenger RNA, 793 nt
Organism: Salarias fasciatus (jewelled blenny)
Lineage: Eukaryota; Metazoa; Chordata; Actinopteri; Blenniiformes; Blenniidae
Product: oocyte zinc finger protein XlCOF22-like
Biological process (GO): regulation of DNA-templated transcription
Molecular function (GO): DNA-binding transcription factor activity, RNA polymerase II-specific; RNA polymerase II cis-regulatory region sequence-specific DNA binding
Source: RefSeq, a predicted model, not a curated record